Setaria italica (foxtail millet) is the source of this 1590-nucleotide messenger RNA. RefSeq names its product phospholipase A1 EG1, chloroplastic/mitochondrial. Gene Ontology annotation, biological process: lipid metabolic process. Gene Ontology annotation, cellular component: chloroplast. Bases 1 to 1353 code for a protein of 450 amino acids. Gene Ontology annotation, molecular function: glycerophospholipid phospholipase A1 activity. Lineage: Eukaryota; Viridiplantae; Streptophyta; Magnoliopsida; Poales; Poaceae. The record is from RefSeq and is a predicted model, not a curated record. The transcript has a single exon.
AUGGCAUCCACUGCCACGAUCCAACCGCGAUCCGCUCUUCACAAGGCCAGGAGCCCAGGGCGUCCUAAACCAUGCCGAGCGCGCGUGGUCGCGGCCGCCGCCACGGUUAGCACGGCGGCGACGACGACGGCGAUGGCCGCUGCCGAGAGGACGCGCGCGCCGGCCGCCUCAGUGGCGAGGAUGAAAAGCACGGGGAGGAGGGCGGCGUCGGUCGCGAGCAUGUGGAGGCAGGUCCAGGGGUCCCAUGACUGGGACGGCCUGCUCCGGCCGCUGCACCCCGUGCUUCGCGACGAGGUGGCGCGGUACGGCGAGCUCGUCGCCGCCUGCUACAAGGUGCUCGACGUGGACCGGUCGUCGGCGCGGUACAUGUGCUGCAAGUACGGCAAGGAGCGCGUGCUCGAGGAGGCCGGCGUGGCCGGGGCAGGGUACGAGGUGACGCGCUACGUCUACGCCACGCCCGACGUGGCCGGGCCGCCGUCCACCUCCAGCUGGGUUGGGUACGUCGCCGUGUCCACCGACGAGAUGACCCGGAGGCUCGGCCGGCGCGACGUCCUCGUCUCGCUCCGCGGCACGGUGACGCAGGCGGAGUGGGCGGCCAACCUCAUGAGCGCUCUCGAGCCGGCGCGCCUCGACGCGCGCGGCGCGCACCCGGACGUCAAGGUCGAGUCGGGCUUCCUCAACCUCUACACCUCCUCGGCCGAUUCCGGCGGCGGCGGCGGCAUGGGGAGCUGCCGGGACCAGCUUCUCCGCGAGGUGUCCCGCCUCGUCACGUCUUUCUCCAAGGACCACCCCGACGAGGACAUGAGCGUCACACUGGCCGGCCACAGCAUGGGCAGCGCCCUGGCGAUGCUGCUCGGCUACGACCUCGCAGAGCUCGGCCUCAACCGCGACGCGUCCGGGCGUCGCGUUCCGGUCACCGUGUUCUCCUACGGCGGGCCACGGGUCGGCAACGCGGCCUUCAAGGAGCGCUGCGACGAGCUCGGCGUGAAGGUGCUGCGCGUCGCCAACGUCCGCGACCCGGUGACCAUGCUCCCGGGCGCCCUCCUCAACGAGGGCACAAGGGGGUUCCUCGCCGGCUUGGGCGGCGACCGCUACACGCACGUCGGCGUGGAGCUGGCCCUCGACUUCCUCCGCCUCCGAGACCCGGCGAGUGUGCAUGACCUCGGCGCGUACGUGUCGUCGAUCAAGGCCGAAACCUGCGGCAAGGUGCCAAAUGCGGCGGUGGACGGCAGCCGAGGCGGCGUUCUCGCCAAGGCGAUGGAGUUCGUCGAGGGACAGCGUGCGGUCGCGUUCGCGUGGAAGAAGGCUGCCCUGCAAAUGGGCGGCCUGGUGCAGACGCUGGGGAUGAUCUGAGCUCAGCAAGCAACCGGCGGUCAGGAUUAACCGGGCAGUGAUCCUCUUGGACAAUUUUAUUUUUGGAGGAUUCCAGGUGUUUUUUAGCCGAUUUCCUCUGUAUAGAUCGAUUGAUUAGCGUGACUUGAUCGCCGUAGAAGCGCGAUCAAAGAUGAUAUUCUUUGUUCAUUUCAUCUUAGUUGGCACAGUGUAUAGCUUUUCUUCUUCUUUCUUUUCGGAGAAGGAAAAAUUUCAAAA